Gastrolobium bilobum is the source of this 718-nucleotide messenger RNA. RefSeq lists its product as uncharacterized. Gene Ontology annotation, biological process: ATP metabolic process; proton transmembrane transport. The transcript has 4 exons. The record is from RefSeq and is a predicted model, not a curated record. Bases 1 to 459 code for a protein of 152 amino acids. Lineage: Eukaryota; Viridiplantae; Streptophyta; Magnoliopsida; Fabales; Fabaceae.
AUGAGUAAUGACCAUGUUACUACUCUCUCUGGUAUGCUUAUAACAUAUUCCAAAGUUUUGAACUUUUCUUCCAUGAGGAUGUCCCUCUUUCUGUAUGGUGUGACUGAAUUUUAUACUGAUCAACUGCAUCAGGGACCCAAAUAUCAAGAGAUUGUUAAUAUUCGCUUAGGGGAUGGAACUACUCGGCCUGGACAAGUUCUAGAAGUUGAUGGUGAAAAAGCUGUUGUUCAGGUUUUUGAAGGUACAUCUGGGAUUGACAAUAAAUUUACAACUGUGCAAUUCACUGGUGAGGUAUACAACCACAGAAUCCCCUGCAGUUACUUGGACAAUAUAGAGAUGAUGAAUUGGAUGAGGAAUCAAGUGAAGGGCCUAAUAAUACGAAGGUGCAGAGCCUUGUGCUCAAUGAAGAGGAAAUUGAAGAGCUUCUUAAUUUGUCCCCUGGAAAGGUUAUGCGAUUAGAGGAAGUGAUUUUUUAUAUAGGUUUAGUAAUUAUUUUUUUUAUAUAGAGUUUCAAGAAGCUUCUUGUUGACUAGAUUUCAAGUUAAAAUUGAUUGGUAAAAUAGGUUUCGAGGAAAUCGCAUGAAAAAUAUUGUUAUAAAGAAAUUUUUUAUGCACGUUUAAGAAUUCCUCUGUGUGCAUGCUCAUUUCACACAUGUAUAUAGUUUUGUUUUUCAAUUUGAGCAAAGGAUUUUUAUUUUAAUACCAUUUUAGGGGAUGA